AUGAAUGUAGUAGAAGAGAGGCACAGCACAAUUGUAGUCGAAGAGGUGUAUCAGAAUCCUCCACAACAACGAAAUGGCGUGGCUCAGGGAUUUGUUAUCAAUAAUGAACCUUCAGCCCCUCCGCCUCCUCCACCGCCUCCUCCGCCCAUAACUGUCGUCAACACCAAUGUGUAUGUAAACCCUGGAGAACACGUCACAGAAAUCGUAGGUACAUUAAUUUCUCUAUCAAACCUUAAUGAUGCAGCUGGCUUUAAAGUAAGAAGCUUCAGAUUAUCAAAAUCCGAAGGAACAUCAGAAACAGAAGAGCAAAAAUCAUCAACAGCACCUCGAAGACUUCCAUGUUGCGGUAUAGGUGUUGGCUGGUUUUUGUUUAUGGUGGGGUGGUUUCUUUGUGGCAUCCCUUGGUACGCUGGGGCAAUUAUUCUACUUUGCUCGAAAGUGGAUCCCCGUGAGAGACCUGGAUAUAUUGGCUGCUCCAUUCUUGAGAAGGAGGUACUAACUCUAGACAAUAUUAUUGCUCUUGUGCAGGCUCUUGUAAUUACUGUUAUAGUCAUUAUCCUGGCCGCAAAAGGGAAAUUCUGA
This is a messenger RNA of Hevea brasiliensis (rubber tree), 582 nucleotides long. RefSeq names its product 60S ribosomal protein L18a-like protein. The transcript has 4 exons. The record is from RefSeq and is a predicted model, not a curated record. NCBI's taxonomy places the organism in Eukaryota, Viridiplantae, Streptophyta, Magnoliopsida, Malpighiales, Euphorbiaceae. The coding region runs from base 1 to 582 and encodes 193 amino acids.